Astyanax mexicanus (Mexican tetra) is the source of this 3062-nucleotide messenger RNA. RefSeq names its product extracellular calcium-sensing receptor. Lineage: Eukaryota; Metazoa; Chordata; Actinopteri; Characiformes; Acestrorhamphidae. Gene Ontology annotation, cellular component: membrane. Gene Ontology annotation, biological process: G protein-coupled receptor signaling pathway. The coding region runs from base 62 to 2581 and encodes 839 amino acids. The record is from RefSeq and is a predicted model, not a curated record. The transcript is spliced from 6 exons. Gene Ontology annotation, molecular function: G protein-coupled receptor activity.
CCCCCCAUGCCUGCCUGCUCUGGCACUGCUGCUGUGGGCGGUGUGUGAGGCUGUAGUGGGCAUGCCUGCAGAGGAGCAGUGUGUGUACUUGGACAGUGCACAGCAUCUGGACACUGUCGGUCUGUCUCAGGACGGUGACGUGGUCAUCGGGGCGCUCAUCAAUGUCUAUAUCCUGCCUGAGACGCUUGACCUGAGUUUCACAAAACAGCCCAACCUGCAGUCAUGCUCCGAUUUUCAGGAGAGUCCUGUGCAGUGGGCUCAGGCGAUGGUCUUUGCUGUGGAAGAGAUCAACCGAAACCCCUCUCUGCUGCCGGGGGUCCGGCUGGGUUACCGCAUCAUGGACAGCUGUACACGUCUCCCCUUCAGCCUUAGAGCAGCUCUGUCCAUGAUCAGUGGAGGAAACGGCACCUGUGAGACCACGAGACCCGUCAAACUCAUCAUCGGGGAUCCAUCAUCAACCCAGUCCCUCAUUCUCUCCAAAACUCUCAGCCCCUUUAAUGUGCCCAUGAUCAGCUAUCUGGCUACAUGUUCAUGUCUCAGUAACAAACGUGAGUACCCCAACUUCUUCCGCACCAUCCCUAGUGAUGCGUAUCAGGCCCGCACCAUGGCCCAAAUGGCCAAGCGCUUCGGCUGGACCUGGGUUGGUGCUGUGGUGGCAGACAACGACUACGGCCUGCUGGCGGUUCAGGCGUUCCAGGAGGAGACUAAGGGUACAGGGAUCUGCCUGGCCUUUGUCAGGACACUCUUUCGGGAGCGACUAGCCAAGGACGUGGCCCGUGCAGUGUCGGCCGUGAUGGCCUCAUCUGCUCGAGUGAUCCUGGUGUUCGCCUGGUAUGUGGACGUAGAGGUGUUCCUCACUGAGCUUGUUCGUAGGAAUGUGACAGACCGCCUUUUCCUGGCCAGUGAGAUCUGGAGCACUAGUGGCCGACUCCUUAGUAACCCCCAGCUGUACACCAUCGCACAAGGCACGCUGGGUGUGGCCAUCAGAAGUGCCCCCAUCCCAGGGUUUGAUAAACACCUGCAGCAGCUCCAUCCCUCCCGUUACCCUCGGGACACACUGCUCAGGGUGCUGUGGGAGAGGAGGUUUGGCUGCAACCCCUUCUGGAACUCUUCGGCUGGCUCUCAGGGCAGCUUGCCGCCCUGCAGCGGAACAGAGAGCCUAAAGGGGGUUCAGAAUGGCGUUACGGACGUCUCCAACCUGAGAGUCACUUAUACCGCCUAUUUAGCUGUUUAUGCAGCAGCACAUGCACUUCAUUCUCUGCUGGCCUGCACUGCAACUAACAGCUCUGACCCCAGCGUGACCCCAGGCUGCUCUUCUCCAAAUAACAUUACUCCAGAACAGGUCUUGGAGCACCUUAAGCUGGUGAACUUCACCACCCAGCUUGGGGAGAAAUUUUAUUUUCAGGACGGGGAGACUCCAGCUGUGUAUGACCUGGUGAACUGGCAGCGGGGCCCUGGAGGGACCCUGCAGUAUGUCCUCAUCGGCAGAGUGGAGGGCUCUCAACUCAUCAUUAAUGAUUCUGCGAUCAGCUGGCCAGGCAGUUCGGACAAGGUGCCUGUGUCAGUGUGCACUGCUCUAUGUCCUCCAGGCACACGUAAAGCCAUAAAGAAGGGACUGCCGGUCUGCUGCUUCGACUGCCUGCCUUGUGCUGAAGGCGAAUUUAGCAACAUCACAGGUUCUUCCGAAUGCCACCACUGUCCUCCUGAAUUCUGGUCCAACAGUCUCAGGAACGCAUGCAUUCCACGAGAAGUUGAGUAUUUAUCCUUCAACGAGACCAUGGGCAUCACUUUGACGACCGUGGCUGUGACCGGUGCCAUCACGACUGCAGCUGUAGCUGUGGUUUUUGUGUACCACAGACAGACUCCUAUUGUCAAGGCCAACAACUCAGAGCUGAGCUUCAUGCUCCUACUGUCGCUCAAACUCUGCUUCCUGUGUUCGCUGAUCUUCGUGGGUCAGCCCUCGACGUGGUCGUGCAGGGUGCAGCAAGCAGCGUUCGGCAUCAGCUUUGUUCUCUGCAUCUCUUGUAUCCUGGUCAAAACCAUUGUGGUUCUGGUCGCCUUUCGCUCAUCCAGGCCGGGAUCUGCGGGUCUUAUGAAGUGGUUUGGACCCGGCCAGCAGAGGGGAAGCGUCCUGUUCUUUACCUCCAUCCAGGUGAUAAUCUGUGCUGUAUGGCUGUCACUCAGCCCACCAUUACCACAACGCAACUUUGGUAUUCAGGGGUCAAAAGUCAUCUUAGAGUGUAUGGUGGGCUCUGUGGUGGGCUUCUCCCUGGUGCUGGGCUACAUCGGCCUGUUGGCAGCCGUCUGCUUUCUACUUGCCUUCUUCGCCCGGAAGCUUCCAGAUAAUUUCAACGAGGCCAAAUUCAUCACCUUCAGCAUGCUGAUCUUCUGCGCUGUGUGGAUCGCCUUCGUUCCAGCAUAUGUCAGCUCUCCGGGGAAGUACAGCGUCGCUGUGGAGGUCUUUGCUAUCCUGGCUUCAAGUUUUGGCCUUCUGGUGUGUAUAUUUGUCCCAAAAUGUUACAUUAUCUUACUGAGACCGGAAAACAACACCAAGAAAUUCCUGAUGGGGAAAACUCAGUAGCGAAUGCAUUGGUUUAGUGUUAAAGAAGAAAUCUGGUGUAAAAUGAACUUGGGGUGUAGUGAAACAUAAUAAUGAGUACAAACGUUUGUUAAAUAGCCCACGACUGUUCACUCCCAGCAUUCCUAUAUAUAUUGCUGUUAGACAAUGCUCCCAAUAGGCUUACAAUGCUAGUGAUAGGAGCAUAGUGUUGCCCAUGCAAAGAAAUAGCUUUUUUUUACACCAUUAACAAACUCAAAGUAGCUCCACGCUUCAUUGGCAAAAUCAAACAGGAGUGAAUAGCUAGGACAGGGGAACACAGAAUGCAAAAUGAAUUCUGUGGAAAUGCAUGAAUAUUACUGAUAUUUUCAGCAACAGCUGAAACCCAUGCUUUUCCACAGAAUGUCCACAGAACCUGUGCACUUUUACCUCACAGUGCCUCAUUUUAAAUAACAGGGCCCUCAGAUUUCUACCAAUGAAGUGUGUAGAUACUUUAAGUUUGUUA